CUUUAUUAGUUUAUUCAUUCAUUAAUCUUACACACUGUUAGAAGAGUGAAGUGAUUCUUUAUUCCUGUAGAGGAGCUGCUGUGUGGAAUCAUGCUGAAAUCUCUGCGUUACCAACUCAAGGCCAGUAAGCGGGUCUCGUCCUCCGUCUGGUUCGAGGGGAGUCUGGAGGACGAGGAGGAGGAAGAGGAUGAAGAUUUUUACGUGGUGGAAGCUCAGGACGGGUGCGGAGAUGGACGGAAGCCGGAGAGCGAGUGCGCGGCGUGGGACGUCCCGAGUCUGCUGGGACUGCAGGGCGUCGACUGUGAUCUUCUGUACGAGACGAGACUGUCCGAGAGCAGCAACGUGCUCAACGUCAGUCAGAUACAGCAGCUGUCCGAGUCUCUCCCCGCUGCGUUAAAUGUGUGUGAGUGGACGUUGGCGUACAGAACUCAGACCCACGGCAGCAGUUUGCAGACGCUCUACAGAUCCACCAGUCAGCUGGAGAACUGCAUGAUCGUCCUUGUUAAAGACACCUGCGGACAGGUAUUCGGCGCAGUUUGCUCCGCCCCUCUGAGAGUUAGCCCCGCCUACUACGGUACAGGACAGACCUUCCUCUUCUCGUUCACUCCGAGUCUUCAGGUUUUUAAAUGGACAGGAAUGAACUCGUACUUUAUUAAGGGCAGCGUGGACUCACUACUGUUCGGAGGAGGACGGGGUCAUUUCGGGUUGUGGCUGCACAGUGACCUGCUGCGGGGUCGGAGCCAGACCUGCGAGACCUUCAGUAACCACGUCCUCUCAUCCCAGGAGGAUUUCCUGAUCAGUGAGCUCGAGGUUUGGGCCCUUAACUGACUGUUCGCUCCACGUUACCGAAUAUUAAGCUGAAAGAGGAAAGGGCGUGGCUCCUGGGCGUCGGAGUCCGGACGGGCUUGCGUACACCCCCUCAUCGAGCUGGUGGAGAUGCUGCUGCUGCUGCUGCUGGAUCUGAUGAUGAGAAUUAAACUGGUUAAAUGGAUGAAAAGCUUCAGCUGGAGCAACGUGGUGGUGAGAAUCAGGACUGAUGUCAUGGAUGUCACCACUAGGUGGAGCUGUGGAGAAGAAAAGGACCUCCGUGGUGCCUCCUUACGAUGGAUUUACAGAGGAUUUGUGUUAUAAAAGGAUGGAAUUACGCGAGGACUUAAAGCUAGACCUCAGGAAGGAUGCAGAGAUCCCGGCCAGCACAAGCCUGUAGUCUGCAGUGUGUAUAGAAUCUGUGCGACCUCCUAAAAUGAGCUGUUUUUUAUCGUUUUUUCUCAUUUAUUUAUCUUAGAUAUGUCUAGAAAUGAAAAAAAAUGGACACACCAUAAUGUGGCUCAGGUUACAUUAUUAUAGCUAUACAAUAAAUACAAAUUAUAAUAAUAUUAAUUAAGAAAUCAAUAAUAUCAAGAUGUACAUCAACCUUCUUUAAUUUGGAAUGUUCAAGCAGAUUCCAUUCCUACAAUAUGUGUUACAGAUACACAGCAACUAAAUACACUAUAUGGCCAAAAGUAUUCGGACGCCUGACCAUGAGCCUGCUGGACGUCCCAUUUCCAAAAACAAACAUUAUAAAAAUAGAGCUGAGCUCAGGGCUCUGUGCAGGACACUGGAGCUGUUCUUCAUGUCUUUAUAGAGCUCGCUCAUGCUGGAACUGGGAAAGUCCUUCCCUAAACUGUUGCUGCAAAGUCAGAAGCAUGUGAUUUCCUUUAUAUGAUUGAUUUAUUACACCUGUGUCCACUUGUUGUAACACUGUAAUUGUGAAAGAUUCUAUAAUUCUAUUUUUUUCUUGUUAAAUAAACACAAAUUAAAUAUUA
This is a messenger RNA of Trichomycterus rosablanca, 1805 nucleotides long. Its product is annotated as TLD domain-containing protein 2-like. The record is from RefSeq and is a predicted model, not a curated record. Gene Ontology annotation, biological process: response to oxidative stress. Bases 91 to 828 code for a protein of 245 amino acids. Lineage: Eukaryota; Metazoa; Chordata; Actinopteri; Siluriformes; Trichomycteridae. Gene Ontology annotation, cellular component: nucleus. The transcript is spliced from 6 exons.